Messenger RNA from Phalacrocorax carbo (great cormorant), 6542 nucleotides. Lineage: Eukaryota; Metazoa; Chordata; Aves; Suliformes; Phalacrocoracidae. The record is from RefSeq and is a predicted model, not a curated record.
GCGGGAGGCGAGCGGCGGGACGGGACGGGUGUCCCCGCAGGAGCUGCCCUGGCCGCCGUGCUGCUGACACGGACGGCGGCCGGGUUCCGUGGUUGAACCCGCGUGAGACCCGAGACAGCAAGUGGGCACCUGGACCCGGACCCGCUGGGGUUCGUGCGGAACGCCGGGGCAGCUCUCCUGGCGCUCCCGGGGCGGCUGCUGCGGGACGGCCAGCCAGAAGAACUCAGGAUGAGUAAAAACAUUGACAUUCAAAAUCCAUUCUGUGUUCUCUGUGGACGGACAGAUGACUGCCCUGAAAAGUAUGGAGCAAAAAGGACUUAUGUGGAAUACAAUCUCACUGUUCAUUAUUACUGUUUGUUGAUGUCAAGUGGCAUUUGGCAGAGGGGGGAAGAAGAUGAAGGUGUAGAUGGAUUCUUAAUCAUGGAUAUUAGAAAAGAAGUAAACAGAGCUGCAAAACUGAAAUGUAAUAUCUGUAAGAAGAAGGGUGCUUCAAUUGGAUGUGUAGCUCCCAAAUGCAAACGAAGUUACCAUUUUCCUUGUGGGAUACAAAAGGAAUGUAUUUUCCAGUUCAUGGAAGACUUCAGAUCUUACUGUUGGGAACAUAAACCAGUCCAAAAGUUUCCGGAUAAAGAAUCUAGAGGAACUUCACAGUGUACAAUAUGCCUGGAUUUGGUUGAACAGCUUCCAAUGUACACUGUAUUGAAGAGUCCUUGCUGUAAAAACGCUUGGUUUCAUCGAGAAUGCUUGCAGUAUCAAGCUUUGAGUGCUGGGAUAUUUUUCUUUAGGUGCACAGUAUGUAAUAACAAGGACAACUUUCAGAAAGAAAUGCUAAGAAUGGGCAUACACAUUCCAGAAAAGGAUGCAUCCUGGGAACUUGAAGAGAAUGCGUAUCAAGACCUAUUGCAAUGUUAUCAACACUGUGACAUUAAAAGAUGUCUCUGCAAGGAAGGAAGAGACUAUAAUGAACCUGAUAGUAAAUGGGAAAUAAAGCGUUGUCAGUGUUGUGGCUCCCGUGGAACUCAUUUGGCCUGUUCAUCUAUGAAAUCAUGGGAGCAAAACUGGGAGUGCGUGGAAUGCAGAAGUAUCUUUGCAAAAUCAGAGAACUACAGGAAACGGAAGACGCAUUCUUUGGCUACCUCUGAAAAGGCAGAUGGGACAACAUGUUUGCUGGAAGAGCCAUCUCCAAAGUGCCCUCGGCAGUCACCUGGAUCUCCACGCACUUUUCUUCUCCAGCAUUUAAGAAAGCAAAGAAUUGAAGUUUCUAAUAUACUGAAGGAGUUAAAGCUACAAGUUAAUACAAAAAGUACAAGGCUUAACAUCAAUGCAGAAAAUAUCUGGAAUAGUGCUUUAAAAGGAUUUAGACAGCGCCACUUCAGUCCUACAAACACCAUUGAAAUAAAGUUCACCAACUGCAAAAAUAGAUCGAAGACAGAUACUUCUGCUGCAUCAAAACACCAUUUCUUCCAAUUAUUAAUGCUUCAGCUUCAGAAUUCAUCAUUGUUUGAGGGCUCUUCUGCAAAGAACUUGUCCCUUGAUUUUCAAGCCAUAAGAGAGAAUCUUUAUUUUGAAGCUGGUAAAAUGAUUGCAGUUUCUCUAGUUCACGGUGGCCCAUCUCCUGGUUUCUUUUCCAAAACACUGUUCAAUUGUCUUGUCUAUGGUCCAGAGAAUGUGAAGCCAGCUUUGGAAGAUGUUGCUGAUGUUGAUGUAGCACAAACAAUAAAAAUGAUAAAACAUGCAAAUAAUCUGUCGAGCCUACAGUCUACAAUACACGAUUGUUACGAGCUCCUUGCUGCUGCUGGAUGUUUAAGACCUAUAACGGCUUUGUGUGAUAAGAAUAUGCUGGUGAAUGAUAUAUUGAUCCAUCAUGUAAUCAAGAGAAUUAUUUCACCCUUAGAAAGUUUUAGGCAAGGUUUGAAAACUCUUGGUGUGCUAGAGAAAAUGCAAAUGCAUCCGGAUGCAUUCUCUAGUAUAUUGUGCCACAAACCUGAAAGACUUUCAGCAGAAACUCUCUGUGAUCUCUUUACAAUCCAUUCUUCAUCAGAAGUAAAUAAAGUUGAAAGUGUUGAUUUUUGGAUGGGUUAUUUGCAAGAUGUGGAACGUGGUGAGUCUGCAGUGACAUUGGAGGAUAUUCUGCUCUUCGUAACAGGCUCUUUUUCUAUACCGCCCAUUGGUUUUGAUCCUGAACCUACUAUUAAAUUUUUGCAUAUAGUGUAUCCCGUUGGAAACAGACUCCUUAAUUGCUUAGAGCUCCCUAUAACACAGACAUACGAGCAGUUUAAAGAUAAAAUGGAGUUCACCAUCAGAAACACACUAAGAGUUGAAAGAGAAUAUUUUUGCUACUAAACUGGAUGUUGGAAACUUCAAUUUUCUCCAGGAACAUCUGCUUGCAAAUUGCUACUGUAUUUUUGGACAGCAAGCUCUCGGCCUUUUCCUACUUCCCCCCAAAGAUAUGCUAAAAGUAGUAAUCCUGUAAGAUGGAAAACAAUUUUCAAAUGAAAAUAUGCUUCAUCUGUUGAAUCAUCUUCCUGUUUGAACUUGGCUUUAAGAAUCAGCAAUCUCUCGCAGAAGUACUUUAAAUGUCUGCUUUUGCUGUAGACAGGUAUGAAAGGUUACCAAACUCUGUAACAUUCUAGCUAUUUCCCACAGGUAAGUAUGUUGACUGUAUUACAUACUUCAGUAGCUUAUUUAUCAAAGUCAAAUCAGGUACAUUUUGAAGAUAACUGCUGUACAGCUUUGUCUCAAGUAAAACUCUGAUGCAGUUCCUCAGUUGUUCCAUGUAUAUUUUUUCAGUGAUUGUUUUUUAUAUUGAUGAUUCAUACAAACCUAUGAAAACUAAGAAAUUUGGAGUUUUAAGGUCAUUGUGGUUAGUGCAUUAAAAUAUAAUGUCUGGAGAAAACCUAGGCAGAAUAAUAAGGCACAAGAACAAAAUCUGGUUGAACUUGAGUUUCUUGUUGUUAAACAAAUUGCACACGUUUCUGCAUUCUACUGUUAUACGUUAGUUUUUAGUUCUACAUAUAGACAAAAUAGUAAAAACUAGAAGUAAAUCUUGAAUAUGCAACAAUAAGUGGUAUUUCAAGAUGAAAUACAAGAGUUAGACUUAAAUGUUGAGUAUGAAAGUGUAAGAAUUUGUUGCUCAUUAGAAGAUGUUGCUUUGUCUUCCAUGGAAGUCAGUAUUCUCACAGGGAUAUGCACUAAGACUAUUUGUUAAACUAAAGGCAGUCUACUGUCAGGCUUGUCGGUGCCUGACACUUCUCUAGCUUUUAGUGUAAACUCUUCCUGUUCAAUUGUAGGUGCAUUCUGAGCAACUUCAGCUGUAUAAAAUAUAUUUCAAUUCUGAAGUAUUUGUGUAAACACCAUUAAGCCAUAUAAGAUAAGUAGUGAAAUUCCUACACAGUAACACUUUAAUGUCACAUACUAAAACUAUGAAACUAAAAGGACACUUUGGUACAGUUUUUUAAAAUGUAUGCAGGUCUCUCUUGAAAUCACUAUUUUCCCCUCCCGUCAGUUUGACUACCUAUACUAUGUCCCAAACAUAGGUUGUGCUAUACAUUCUUCAAAGUACUGAAAAGUAAUCACACACUGUUUUUUAUUAAUAUAGCUUGGGUUUAAUUGAAAAGAGAAGCAGAUUGCUUUACUUUUGAAUGCCUUGGCAAGAAAAUACGUCCACAGUCAAUUAUAAAUGGAUAGGUGCUUCAAAAAGAAUAAUCCAAACUAAUCUGGCUGCAGAUUCUGGUUUAUGGUUCAUUGCAAGGAUUCCUCUAAUUAACAAAUUGUAUUACUAAAUGCUAAUUACAUAGCAGUGUACUGCAAUGCAAGAACUGUGGAAGUGGCAGUCAAGACUCACUAAAUUUGAGGCCAUGCAAUAAAGAGAUAAAGACAAAGACGCAGAUGGGUGUCUAAAUUACACAGUUCAUUUAAGAAUAUGCAGAUAUUUUGAAAUCCUUCUUAAACUGCUACAGCUUCUCUUUCUUUCUUGAUCUUGGGAGAGGUGCUAAUCUUUUUUUAUAGAAACUUAUUGCCAUCACUGGGUAGCAAAAGCGUACAUGCAGCUUUUAUGUUAAUUUUUUUUAUUUAUUUCAAAGUCUCUAACUGAAUUAUUGCAAGACUUAGAUUAGGCAUUUCUCACUACUUUCAAAUGGGUAAAACAAUGUUAUCUCAUCAAAGUCCUAUCGUUAGAAAUUUAAGAAUAUUUGAAAUUGAGACGGGGCUAGUGGUGUUUUUCUGGUUCUGAGCCAAGAGCAUAUUAAAGUCCCUUUUAAAAUAAAUGUAUGAGCUCUUGGAGAAUGCCAUCUCACUUGUUUAUAUACUAAGUAUUUUCUCAUACUCUUCUGAUUUUUUUUUUCUCCGAUAAUAUUCCAAGUUUGUCAUUGCAUAAUUUUUGAAUGUCAUACUGCCAAUAACUUCUUUAUAUUCUUCCCCUUCAGAAUGGUCUGUUACCAUUAUAAAGUAAGUGGUUUGUUGCAAAUAUAUUUGCAAAUAAGGAUUCAUGUUGUAUGAUUGUAUUUUUACAAUACAGCAAUGAGUUCCCUGCAGAUGGAGUAUUAUACUUUAAAAAUGAGUGGUGUAAAGUAGCAAGCAGAGUCUGGAUAACUUUAAAGGACAAUUCUUGAACUUUUGGGACCUGCAGUGGCAAGGGAAAUGGUUUAGACUUGGAACUAAAUAAACUGUGUUUUAAAACCUUCAACGGAGAAAGAAAUAAUAAGGUAAUGUGAAUGUAAGUCUUCAAAAAGUAUCUGAGAGAAAAAUAGGGUUCACACCUUUUAUUGCUUAUUACUUUUGAAUUCUGUAGUUUCUAGGUGUUAUAUAAAGGUAGAACUAACCUAUUUAUCUGUUCUAAGAGAAAUCUUAAGUUAACUUUUAAAACUAUCUGCUAUACAAUGCUAUAUCAAAACAUCGAAUUCAUAAAAUCCUCUAGUCUCUAAUAUUGUUUGAAAAGAUUUUUCUUAUUCAGAACUUGUUCCUUGUUCCCAUUUUCUAAUACUGAUGAGUACACAUUUGGGACAAGUUGUCUUUCCUGUUGAUCAGCGCUGUCUAGACAUUCCAACGUAAUCCUUGAUAUGUUCAAAUUGUGUUCCUAAAUGCUACUGUGGAGAAGAACCUCCUCUCUUCUCGCUUUCAGCAUUUAUUUAUAUAGACCAAUCUUAAAUUUACUCUUAACUGUUCAUUCAAAAUCCAUUGAAUAAGCUGACUUCCAAUCCACCAAAACACAGAAAGGUCUCUUGUUUGGAAACCAUAAGACGAAUUUCUGUAGCAAUAAUGAUGAUGAGGUUUUUAAUAUUGCUAUAGUUGGUCACUGAAGUGCAAUAUUAUUGGGUAGUUUUCAUUUUACAUAAACUUUAACCUGAGGCACAUGUGGAAAUUAGGGAAGUUGCUUACUUUCAAUAUUUCUGUAAUACACGGAGAAUAAUAGCAUAUACAUUAGCUGUUGUGUAUUAAAUAUACUUUUAUAGAAGUUACAUCUUCUACAAGAUUUGUUAGGGCCACAAGAGAACUUUUGCAGUCCUCUUGGACUGUGUUUGGCCAAACAACUUUACCUCGCAGUUUCUGUAUCAAACCCUAAGCUUCCAUCUGGAAUUAGGACAUCAAAUAAGCUAUUUAUUUUCUAGAGUGAACAUUUUCUAGUUAAACAAAUAUAGAAUAUAGAUUAGUGGGUUUAGUAUGGUCUCCUUAAUUAAAGCACAUGCAAUUUAAAAAAAAUUCAAGUGUAUUAGAUCUAUGUUUGAAAAAACGAAGAGAGAAGAAAUUUCUGUGACUUGCUUUCACCCAUGUAAAGGAUGCUUACUAGACAAAGCUGUUAGUAUUUUUAACUGGUUUAUAAGUGAAAUAUAGUCAAAAGGAGAAGAAAUUAAUAUCAGUUUAUAGUUAAGGUCUAAAUCAUUGUGUGUUGCAGGUCUGGGUUUUUUCAUUAAGAUGUUCAGUCUUGGGAUUGGAAGAUUUUGAGGAUUUUCAGAGGUAUAUUUAAAAUGUAGAGCAGGGCAUUGGUCAUUAAUUCACACUCACAUUCUUCAUGUGCAUUUUGAAAAUAGUAUAAAAACUUCUCAUUCAAAUAGAAGAAACUGUAACUCUGGAGGCUACAAAAUACAUUUUUCAAGUUUAUCUUGAUUCUGUAUUAUAUGGUAAAGCGUUUUAAAGCUCAGGCUUUAUCGUGUUUUACUUAAGGAAGAGAAUCACUAGCUGGAUAAAAGAAAAACUAAAAUGCAAAAACUUCUGAGAUUUCAAGUCUUCUGUAUUGGAAAAUCAUUGUCAAAAUAUUAAUGUCUGUUAAAAAGAAAAUGCAACCCUCUGAUUUUGUAUUCCAUAAAUGUUCUGUUUAAACUUCUGGUAAUUAGAAUAUUAUGCAAGAAAGUAUAAUUUUGUAAAUAUUUCUAGCUCUAAUUAGAACUGCAGAUCAGUGCCUGAAAUGUUGCAUCUCUGAGGAACAUUAUACUUCACAGGUGUAGCAUCAGUGUUGAAAUAAUCCAUAACUGCGGGAAAUAAGUCUAUGUUUAUGUUCAAAGUGCAAUAAAGGGUUAAAUUUCUGUUGGAAUAAAUAUGUAGCUUUC